This is a messenger RNA of Raphanus sativus (radish), 1035 nucleotides long. RefSeq lists its product as uncharacterized. The record is from RefSeq and is a predicted model, not a curated record. The transcript has 4 exons. Bases 148 to 1035 code for a protein of 295 amino acids. NCBI's taxonomy places the organism in Eukaryota, Viridiplantae, Streptophyta, Magnoliopsida, Brassicales, Brassicaceae.
UUUUCCAACAUUCGAUAUGAGGAAGGCGAAGCGAGGAGAAAGAGGAAGGUGAGAUGCGCAACUGUACAGAACAGUGAGUUUUUCCCUCCGAUUCCGGCAAAUAAGGUCGCCAGGACAGUAUUGUUGAUCAAGAAGGAGAGUUUGAUCAUGGGUGAUAAUCCAGAGAGGUUUGACCAAACGAAUCAAGGCUCGACCUCAUCUAUUCCACCUAGUAAGAGGAGAAGGGGUCGUCCUCCUCGCAGUGAUGAAGUCCAGACUCAGCCACAGCUGAACCCCAUUGAUGAAAAUCUGAUAGGUCGGAUGGUUUGUGGUGUGGUUGAAGGUUCUUUCGAGGCUGGCUAUUUUCUCCACGUGAAGGUCGCUGACACGGAUAAGCAUUUCAAAGGCAUUGUUUUCUUACCGGGAAAAGUCACUCCAGUUACUCCCACCACUGAUUUGUUUCCACAAGCUAAGAUGUAUGCAAGAGAAGUUCCCUCUUUAAACCAACGAACUCCAAGCACUCAGAAUCAAACUGAUAUUCAUCCAAUGAGCGAUGAGGUUGGUGGUUCUGAGACGAAUCUUUCUAUGGAUACAGAGGUGAAAGAUGUUGGUGGCUCUUCUGCAGAGGAUAAACUCACUGAACCUGAAGGCCAAACCCUCUCCCUCAUGCCCCAGUUUGCUAGUGAUGGUGCACCCAAAGAGGAUCAUACCGUCACGAGAUCUGAAGCUUGUGGAGCAAGUAAGAGAGCUGUUACGUUAACUGUACUAUGUUACUUAAAGAUUCAUAUGCUAAAGGUGCAACUGAUCAUGUUUUCAGAUGUAAAGGCAUCGUCUUCUUCUUAUGAGUUUCAGGGAUUUGGAGCAGAAUAUGGGUACUCUUCAGAUAAAAGCACUGGUAUCUACGACCUUCACCACUUGAGUUGUCAAUCAUCAUCAUCAUUGGCAUCUCAUAAGAAAGAAGGAGAGAUACUUAACAAAAAGAAUGUUAAGAGCUUUACCUUCAACAAACUCAAACUUGCAACAAGGAACUUCGGAUCAGACUCUGUUGUAGGAUAA